Molecule: messenger RNA, 1677 nt
Organism: Schistocerca americana (American grasshopper)
Lineage: Eukaryota; Metazoa; Arthropoda; Insecta; Orthoptera; Acrididae
Product: single-minded homolog 1-like
Exons: 4
Coding region: 1-1677 (558 amino acids)
Biological process (GO): regulation of transcription by RNA polymerase II
Molecular function (GO): DNA-binding transcription factor activity, RNA polymerase II-specific; protein binding; RNA polymerase II transcription regulatory region sequence-specific DNA binding
Source: RefSeq, a predicted model, not a curated record
AUGGCCUUGGAGCCGGACCGCGCGCUACCGUCUGCGACCACCGGACGUGACGGCGGUAACGGGCCGAGAGGCUCCGCGGAGGACGGCGUGCAGCAGGUGCAGCGCGAUGACAGGGUGAAGGCCCACAAGAGGCGGCUGGCCGUCGAGAACGCCGCCUUCCUGGAGCUGGCCGAGAUGCUGCCGGUCCGCAGCUCCACCAGCGGCUUCGUCGACAAGCCCACCGUACUGCGUCACGCCAUCGCCUUAAUGAAAAUUUCCCGGUUCUACCGGCGAGAUCUCCCGCAGCCUCCGAGAUCAUGUGGUGCUUCGCAGUGGGAAACAACUGAAACAUUGACGGAUGCACUGUCGGGGUUCGUCUUCAUGUUGGACGGCAACGGGUGGAUCCUGUACAUGUCAAACUCGGUAUCCAAACAUCUCGGCCAUUCUGCGGUCGAAAUGAUGGGCAACAACAUACGGAACUACCUGCACGACGACGAUAUGGCAGUUCUCUCCAACCUUCUCAGACUGCCGGUGCGCGGCUUAACGGAUCGGGGCGAACCGUGCCAGAUGCUUCUGCGGGUGACCAACUCCCUCCGCAAAUGGCGGCCCAGCUGCAAGUCGGGCUGCGGCCGCUACGCUGUGGUGCUGUGCUGCGGCUACCGGCGGUUCUGUCAGCUGACCGAGACGCCCAUCUCUGAGGACAAUCGCAGCAGCAACAUCCUCCUCCUUGCUACCGGUUAUACUUUGCCGCACUCCUACCUUCCGCAGUGCGAACUGGAAACGGGAAGCGGGAUGCCUGUUCGCAGUUCCCUGACAUUUUUGGGACAGAGGUGUUUCAUGUUUCGUUCCAGCUUGGGUUUGACCCCUUUCUACGUCGAGGCUGCCGUAAAAGAGCUUACAGGGUACGAGACGUUUACUUUUUCACGUAGCUCGUUGUACCAUUUCGUUCAUCCGUGUGACAUCGAGAGUGUUCGCCGGUCCCACAACGAUGUUCUGGCUAAAGGCCAUUCUGUAACAGGCUACUAUCGUCUUAUAGUUCGAUCAGGUGGCUGGAUAUGGAUGCAGAGCUAUUUCUCUCUAGUUCACGCUGCAAGCACAACGAGGAAGAAGUUCGUCCUCGCCGUAAAUUACGCAAUAAGCGGCGUGGAGAACUCUCGUUUAGGGUCCAAUGACGUCAGCUAUCCGAAUCACUUCCUCACACUACGUAAAGGACCAGGAAUCUCCGACAGGGGUAAAGCAAUCGAGUUAUGUCGUAGAGAAGGAAAGACUCCGUUGAAGUCCACACCUAAGAACGUCAAGUGUUAUGGCAAUUCUGAUCAGAAUGCCAUCCUUGGAAGCGCCGGGAGUGCACAGAACAAUGACCACAAUACUGCGCUGGCGAGCUACGACGCGAUAAAUGCCAUCGACAUCUGUGGUCACAAAUGUCACGCGCUGCUCUUUCCCGCACGCGAGCCUCCUGCGGCCGGCAAAGUGCCCGCAGCCCGCAGGCGUGUCCGAGCCCGCUUCCACACGGCCCAUCUCGCCAGCGUCCGCUUCUAUUACGCGCUGCCAUACAGGGACGAGUCCAAACAACGUGCACUGCCAACGAACUGUGUCACAUUAUCAAAACAUGGCUUGGGUUCAGGUUUUAUUGGAUUCAACCUCCACGCUCUCCUGGCCGUCAAACUUUUGCGCAGGCUCGGCCGCGCCUACUCUUAA